Molecule: messenger RNA, 1569 nt
Organism: Verticillium dahliae VdLs.17
Lineage: Eukaryota; Fungi; Ascomycota; Sordariomycetes; Glomerellales; Plectosphaerellaceae
Product: FAD binding domain-containing protein
Exons: 2
Coding region: 1-1569 (522 amino acids)
Molecular function (GO): FAD binding
Source: RefSeq, a predicted model, not a curated record
AUGGCUUCUAAAUCUCAGUCUGGGUUCCGCGUACUCGUUGCCGGCGGCGGUAUAGCUGGCCUGACACUUGCCAACUGUCUGGAAAGAGCAGGUGUAGAAUACAUAUUGCUUGAAGUUCACGACAACGUCGCGCCUCGUGUCGGUGCCUCAAUUGGACUGCUACCCAACGGCUCCCGUAUCCUUGACCAAUUGGGAUGCUACGACAAGAUCCUUGAAGAAACUCAAGGCGUACGGAUCACCCGGUUUAAUUAUGCCAUCAGUUACCUGGAGCGCGAAACUGUUUUGCGAGUGCUGUACGAGAACUUGCAGGACAAGUCGCCCAUCCAAUUGUCGCGCCGUAUCAUGAAUGUAGAUCACAGUGGCACGGAUGGUGUUGUUGUGCAUUGCCAGGAUGGGACCAUCGUCGCGGGCGAUGUGCUUGUUGGUUGUGACGGGGUCAACAGCCUCGUGCGUCGAGAGAUGUGGAGGCUCUCGGAGCAUGGCAAGCCGCAAGCCACACCUGUGUCCGUUCGACAUGAUCUGAAGGCCGAUUUCCAGUGCCUGUUUGGGCUGUCGACAAGGACGCGGGGCGUCAACGCGGGCGAAAUGGAUGUUAACUUUGCUUCGGGCUUCUCGACAAUGGUGAUCGGCGGCAAAGAUGGGAGGGUCUUCUGGUUCGUCUUUGCGAAGAUGGACAAGACGUACACAUCACCCAACAUUCCCAAGUACUCGUAUCAAGAUGCCGUCGAAUUCGCAAACGAAUACAUGGACUUCACCAUCAAGGAUGGGCUGAAAUUCAGCGACCUGUGGCAGUCCAGAACGUCCGUCACACUUGCGGCAACAGAGGAAGCUGAACUGAAGGAAUGGACGUGGGGCCGUAUUGCCUGUGUCGGCGACAACGUCCACAAGAUGACGCCUCACAUGGGUGCCGGCGGCAAUGCAGCGAUGGAGUCUGCCGCAACCCUGGCGAAUGAACUCAGGAAGCUGGGGCAAGCUGCGGAGAAAACCAAAAUCGAUCUCGAAACGGUGCAGAUGCAUCUCGAAACAUACCAAAGGGGGCGGCGCGAUCGCACGAGCGCCGUGUGUGAAGCGUCAGCCCAACUGGCUCGGCUGCAAGCUCUUGAUUCGGUCGCAAACAAAAUAAUUGCAUUUUGGAUCCUUCCAACAGCCGGCGACCUGCUGGUUGACGUUAACUGCGACAUGAUUAUUGGAGCAGCCAAGCUGGACUAUAUUCCCACGCCCGAACGUUCUGUUCAGGGCACGAUGCCUUUCAAUCCCAGUCUGGGACUUGGCAAAGGCGAGUCGAAACUCAAGAGAGGCUUCGCAGGCCUCCCAUUACUUGCACUUUCUCUUUUCGGACCGUGGUUGGCCGAACCAUCGAACCUCGCCAUGAUUGACCAGCUCACGCCGCUUUUCUUGUCGUACGAUCAUGCCAGCAAUAGUGUCAGAGCUUGGCCAUAUACUGGUGUCUUGGCUGCCUCAUCUGGUCUAGACGUUAUGCGCUUCCAUCUUGAUUUUGGCAUCAUUUGUGCAGUUGUGCUUUUCGAGUCCUCCAGAAGGGCCAAUGUGUUGACGAUAUCUUCUCUGUGA